AUGUCCAAGUACGGUUGCCCAACUUCUGACUGCGACCCAAACGUUGUGACUAUGAUCACGAAGCGUGGACCUGUCAACAAGACAUUGAAGUCCGCCUCACAGCUGAAUGCUGCUCAACGUUCUGGAGCUGAAAUUUCGACAGAGAAAAAGACGAUGUCCGGUGGAAACCGUCAACAUACCGCAAACAAGAACACUCUCCGACUGGAUGAAGAAACGGAAGAACUUCAUCACGAGAAAGUCGCGUUAUCUCUUGGAAAAGUGAUGCAGCAGGCUCGCGCAACCAAAGGUUGGACCCAGAAAGAUUUGUCAACGCAAAUCAACGAAAAGCCGCAAGUCGUCGGCGAAUACGAAAGCGGAAAAGCGGUCCCGAACCAACAAAUCCUAGCCAAAAUGGAAAGAGCUCUCGGCGUCAAAUUGCGUGGAAAGGAUAUCGGAAAACCAUUUGGGGCGAAGCCAGCCGCGGCUGCUAAGAAGUGA
Messenger RNA from Caenorhabditis briggsae, 477 nucleotides. RefSeq names its product Protein CBR-MBF-1 (gene Cbr-mbf-1). The transcript has 2 exons. Lineage: Eukaryota; Metazoa; Nematoda; Chromadorea; Rhabditida; Rhabditidae. The record is from RefSeq and is a predicted model, not a curated record. Gene Ontology annotation, molecular function: DNA binding. Gene Ontology annotation, cellular component: nucleus. The coding region runs from base 1 to 477 and encodes 158 amino acids.